This is a messenger RNA of Schistocerca cancellata (South American locust), 3364 nucleotides long. Its product is annotated as C-factor-like. The record is from RefSeq and is a predicted model, not a curated record. The transcript is spliced from 5 exons. Lineage: Eukaryota; Metazoa; Arthropoda; Insecta; Orthoptera; Acrididae. The coding region runs from base 544 to 1290 and encodes 248 amino acids.
AAUACCUGAGAAAAUUACCCAUAUGAAAUAUGCUAAUAGUAUACACGACAGCUAACAACAUUUGUACGCUACUAAUAAAAUUAAAAGAUAAUCAAUGUAAUAUACGAGUGGCUAGUAACACCAGCUCAAACAUUAAAGACGUUAUUAAGGCUUUGACAGAAACCGCGGUUUUGUGGAAAUUGUUUUAACGAAUAACAAACAGAGAAAUGAAUGCAGUAUGAUUAAGACUGGGAUACGUUACAACCCAGAACCACGAAUGGGCAUCAUUUUAGUUUAUCGUCAGUAAACGACAAAUGCUGCACACUUUCCACCACAAGGUCAUACAAUGAAUUUGCGCGCUACAGAGGUAGAUAUUAACUAGACUGACAGUAAUCUAAGUAGCCUGAAGGCCUCGCUCUUGCGUAAUUGAACGAGUUUGGUAGGUUUCUAGUACGACAAAAAAAGUGAAAUUAGUGGGCGUCUGCCAUUCAACUGUGAACCGCAUUAUCCUGUACGAAACAGUCUGUUUUCUUUGUUAUAUAUUCUAACAAUAAAAACAGUCAAAUGAGGUCGGUGCUGAUUACUGGUUGUAGCAGAGGCAUUGGUCUCGAGCUGGUAAAGCAACUGACUGCCCACAAAUCAGCCCCAGCAUUCAUAAUUGCAACAUGUCGCAAACCGGAGGAAGCAAGGGCUCUUCAAGAACUGUCUAAGAAACAUAAAUCUAUCCACGUGUUAAAGUUAGAUGUUACAGAUUUUUCCAGCCUAGGGGGGUUUGCAAAAGAUGUUGAAGGAAUUGUUGGUGAUGAAGGCCUAAAUCUGUUAAUAAAUAAUGCUGGAAUAAGUGGAAACAAGACUGCUAAACUAGCAGAUCUUAAAGCAGAAGAACUUGCUGAAAUAUAUAAAACCAACACAAUUGCUCCCAUCCUGUUGACCCAGGCUCUGGUUCCACUCUUGAGGAAAGCUGCAAGCCACAAUGCAUCUGCUCAGCUGGGUAUUGGGAAAGCUGCCAUUGUCAAUAUUAGCUCUGGCCUUGGUUCAGUGUCACGAAACACUUUUGGAGGAUAUUAUGGUUACAGAGAGAGCAAGGCUGCUUUGAACACAUCAACACGUUCUAUUAGCCAUGAAUUAGCUGCUGAUGGCAUACUUGUAAUGACCUUACAUCCUGGUUGGGUCAAAACUGAUAUGGGGGGAAAAGAAGCCGAUCUUACUGUAGAAUUUAGUGCUGCAGAGAUAGUGAAAACACUCUUCAAAUUGGGCAAGGAACAUCAAGGAGCAUUCCUCCAGUAUGAUGGCUCUGUUUUGCCAUGGUAAUGAAUGCUUUCAAAAUUGUUUCAUGGCAAAUGUUUCUGGCUGUAUAAAACUUUUUCUGUAAUCACUGUCUUCUGUCUUUUUUUCUAUAGCUCUCACCCCAGAAAUGUUGGGAUUUUGAUUCAUUCUGAUUUCAUUGCACAUUUCAUGCUUUAUUUUCAGCUUUCCUGAAGAGUGAUGCCUUUCCUCCUCUAUAUGCUUUUCAGUUGUAGUGAAGCAACCUCUAUCCUCCCUCUCCUCAUGCAUUUGGUUUUCCUUCCAACAUUUUGUGGUACUUUUAUUAACAUUCCCUAACAAUGUUUUACAUUAACUAAAAAAAAAGCCAUGGGCCAUUAUCACUUUCUGUCCAUAAACAAAGUGACAUUGUAAUGUAUUUUCAACACUUUUAUCUUAAUAAGCUUUCAGCGACAGGGCUGUUUAGUGCCUUAAAGCUAUGCUGAAGGUGCACGCCAGAUAUCAGCUGCCUUUUCUUCCCCUCCCCCCCCCCCUCCCCUUGAUUGGUUGAUCGAAUCACUCAUGCUUUAUCAAAAAUAAAACAAAUGUAUUAUGUUGAUAUUCAUAUGAAACAAAUCACAUUGAGGCAGAUUCCAAAGCUUUACAUUUGGCAACCCUAUAUGACCAAUAAAUAGAUAUGGCCAAAUACUAACACACGUAAUUAACAGUUACAUAAAAUACAAUUUCUAAUGUUAGCUCAGUAGUAAUUUUCAUCUGAAAUAUUUUACGCCAAAUGAAUUCUUGUUAUGGUACAGAAUAAAAAACAAUGAAGAAAAAGUAUGUAAGGAGGAAAUGCCUUCACUUUUAAGGGAAAAAUAAAAUAUUGAUCGUUACUUAUACAUUGAAUGAAGCAUAUAAGUUACUAUCAACACAGUGGUUUUAUCCACAUAAAAGGUAGAUAAUGCUUAUGAUUUAUCAGAACAUGACACCACAAAUGAAUUGGGAUGAAAGCUUGAAGUAUUCUGUUCAGCUGUAAAGCAGUAGUUCAGUUACACAAUGUGGUGUUUUGUAGUGGUUUAUUACUUAAGUACCUUCAACCAGUUGAUUUCUGUAGCAUACAUUUUGUCAGUUUGUUUCAAAAAUAUGAAUGAUGUGUAAAUAAAAGUUAUGUUGAAAUACUUUACAUAUACAUAAUUUUUGAAAGAAUAACAGGUAAAUAUUUAACAAACAACAUACAAACAUGCAAUAGAUACAUGAUUUUGUUCUGUGACAUAUCAGGUCACUUGUUUCAGUUUGCAGAAUUGUGUAUCACUAUGUUGUUAAUUGUUUUAUUUUUAUAUAUAGUCACACAUUUACUUUUGCAACAAGCAUAUAUUUUUGUAAAUGAUAAAUUUUUUAGGGACUUCGAUUCACUAUGAAACUAAGAUAUUUGAGAGCUUUUCUUACCUGCAGUUGUUGACUUGUUUUCAUUGGACAUCACUGAUAAAGUGUGUGCUCUUGACACACCUUCUAGAAAAAUAGGUUCAACAGUCAAGAGAGCUUAGAAAAAUUGCUGUGUAUGAUUUUUUGUCAAUGCACACUUCAUCCUUACUUUCAUUUCCUUACACCCUUUGAAAAAUCUGGAUUUCAAUGCAAUAAUAAAAUAAAAACAUGACUCCAGUGUAGUAAAUCUUUCCAAACAUGCUUUUUUACUUUAAUUUGUGUCACAAUGAUGUGAGGCACAAAGGUAUUUUGCUGAAACACGGUGGUUGUUCCUGUCAUAUUUGCAGCCGUUUCGUGUGUGAUUUAUUAUCCUUGUUGCACUGUGUUGUGUUGACCGACAUGCCAAUGCUAUGCAGUAUGUUUAAGAUUGUGUUGCUGUUUCAUCUAUGAUGCUUUUAUGUGUAUUUGCCUCCACACGAAAUUUUGUUGAUUUUGGAGGAUGAGAUUUUGUACAGAUCAUUUAUUAGUUUAAAGAGGAUCCUCCUCUACUCUUUAGUUGAUCAGUACACAUACAAUGUGAUUGAUUUUGUCCCAGUGUCAAACUAUGUUAGUUAGUUUUUUGGCAUUUCAUAGUAUCUAUCAUCAUUAACUGUAAGAAAGUAAAGUGUGGCUUAAAGCUAUCAUCCUUUUCUGACACAAAUACAUGAUCUGCCACUGUUUA